AUGACAAAACGUGCUCUGACAGCGAGCAGGAGCUGGAGCAUCAUGACGACCACUGCACCGCCUCCAACAGUCCAGGUCCUGAACCCGUGUCCCCCUACAGCUCCAGGUGUGAGGACCGCGUGCGGGACAGGCCCAGUGCAGAAAAGAAGGACGACUCCGUAUUCAAUAUAAGGAACCUUGAGAAGGACAAAGCAGAGAGCAGGCACAGGAAGGACACCACAGAUGCACUGACAAAGGACUCAGAGUCAGGAGGCAUUGGUGCCAGUAAGGACACGUUCUCUCCUCUCAUGGUCCAGACUGAGAGCCCCUCGCACUUCAGCCCAGGCCACUUACAAAGCCUGGCUCUGUCUGGCCUGCACAGUCAGCAGUUCUUUAACCCUCUGAACACCGGAUCACCGCUGUUGUUUCACCCCGGGCAGUUUGCCAUGGCCCCUGGAGCCUUUUCUGCUAUGGGAAUGGGGCAUCUUUUGGCCUCUGUAUCGGGAGUAAGUGGUUUGGAAAAUGGCAGCCUCUCCGCCCAGGGCACGGGAGGAACCCCCAACCCCUUCCCCUUCCAUCUGUCCCAGCACAUGCUCGCCUCACAGGGCAUCCCGAUGCCUCCGUUCGGGGGUCUUUUCCCGUACCCUUACACCUACAUGGCAGCUGCUGCAGCAGCAGCGUCCGCCUCUGCCCUCCCCACCACCAGCACCUCCAGCCCACUCUCCCGGAAUCCCUUCCUGGGCUCGUCCCGGCCCAGGCUCCGCUUCAACCCUUACCAGCUACCGGUGUCGCUGCCUCAGAGCUCCAGUCUGCUCACCACCGGCCUGCCCAGCGGCCUCAACCCAGGCUCUGAAUCCUCCAAACCGGGCAGCAGAGAGGCCAGCCCAGCCCCGGAGCACCACAGCAACCACAAGACAGGAGGGUCAAGUGGAAGGGACGCAUCCUCCAAAACCUCCAUGAAGGACUCAGUGAAUGAACUGCAAAGUAUCCAGAGACUGGUGAGCGGCCUGGAGGGCCAGAGGGAGCCCUCCCCGACUGCUGACUCCCCCAAGUGAUGAAGAGUCUCUGUUUAGGACAAUGUCUUGGCUUGAAUACCAGAGGACUAUACGUGCAUAUGUCCUGUACAGCACAUUACAGAGAGUGGGAUGAGGGUUUGACCAAUAAGGGUCAGUGACGGCUGAUUACUGAUGUUUUUUUUGGAACAGAGCUGCAGAUUGAAUGAAACAGUCCAUAUAAUUGAAUUUUUACCUUUUUUGAAUUCACAAGUAUUGAAGGUUUCCUCUUGAGCUGACCUGUUAAAAGAGCGGAGAGCAUGUCAGAGAAUAUUUGGACUAUCAUCAGACUCUUCCUUGAAUCCCAGUGUUUAGAGUUAGCGGGCUGACCACCCAGGGAACUUCUGGAGUUCUGUCUCUGUGGAUGGAAUAAAACAUAAAUCGACACUAAUUUAUAAAUAAGCCUCGUUAAUCAAAAGUGCAAAUUAUCACUAAAGAGAGUAUAACACUAAAUGAUCAUGACGAUAUUAUUGAAUAAAAGUCGCAGGAAGUGUCACAGAGAGAGACACUUAUCAUUUCCACUACAGCAGAUAAUGCAGUGACAGGUUCACCGUGUCCUUUAAAUCAGAGUCAGUAUCGGCCCCGCAUAUCGGUGUCACCUGCCGCAGAGCCCCGCAAGCUCCGGCUGAGCCGCGCACCGCAGAGAGUGCGUGUUGACCGCGGGUUGACGUGAAGCCUCUGAGCAGGAGCCAUGGUCGAGUCUCAGCUUCGUCCAAAAAACUGUGUUUGUUUCCAGGCCCGAUGAUUUCAACGGGAUGGAAAGUGAAACGACCCGUUUCUCAUUUCAUGCCAGAAAAAAA
Molecule: messenger RNA, 1831 nt
Organism: Paralichthys olivaceus (Japanese flounder)
Lineage: Eukaryota; Metazoa; Chordata; Actinopteri; Pleuronectiformes; Paralichthyidae
Source: RefSeq, a predicted model, not a curated record